AUGCACAAAACAAUCCUUCUCGUCUUUGUGCACGGCUUUAAGGGAGACGAUGUCACUUUCGGAGACUUCCCUGAGCAUUUCCGAACUAUGUUGAGUAACAAAUACCCUCACGUCACGGUCGCAAAGGCUGUUUACCCCAAGUACGAGACCCGUGGUAGCCUGAAUGAAUGUGUGGGCAAGCUCCGUGAAUGGCUCCAAGAUAAGGUGAUCGACAUUGAGGUUGCUAAUGAGAACCAUUCUCCGACCAUUGACUCAUCUGUUUAUGUUAUUCUUGUUGGACACUCCAUGGGUGGGAUUGUGGGCGCCGACUUGCUUAUUCAACUGGCCAAUGAGAAGCCUGUCACGGGCAAAUUACCUGAUGGAAUGAAACCUGCCAACACCAUGUUCCCGAAGAUCAAAGGUUUAAUUGCCUUUGACACCCCUUUUUUGGGGAUCUCUCCUGGUGUUCUCUCAUACAGUGCAGAAGGCCAUUACCAAACUGCUUCCUCAACCUAUAAUACCAUCUCCGGAGUUGCGAAUCGCCUUGGCCUUGGAAGCAGCAGCAGCAAGCCGAAAAACCCAGCCGCUGACGACCCAACAUCUGACAAUGCCGCUGUAUCUGGCUGGGGGAAGAUGGGCAAAUACGCCAUGUAUGCUGGAGCUUUGGGAACUGUCGCAGCUGCUGGUGCGGCAGCCUAUGCUAACCGCCAGAACAUCACCGAAAGCCUCGGCUGGGCAUCCUCUCAUCUCGAAUUUGUCGGCUGUUUAACCCAGCCACGAGUCCUUGAAAAGCGACUCAACGACUUGGCUGACCUGCCCGAGAGAAAAAUCGGAAGCGUCAAUUUCUUCACUUGCCUGGGUACUGGCGCCAAAGAGCUAGUCACAGAUUCGGACGCCAACCAGUCGCCCUUCGCCCGGCGAAUCGUCCGACCCACACAGCGCACUUUCUGCACGCUUCCUCGCGACGUUGAGAACAACGUCGAGCAGAAAAUCGCUGCACUUCAGUGGAUUAAAGCGACCAACAACCAGGCGUCUGAUGAAAUCAUGGCGCAUACGACCAUGUUCAUGCCGAAGAAGAAUCCCGGCUACCAGGAGAUGCUUCAAAGCGCAUGUGUAGCCGCGGAGAUCUUCAUCGAUACCCCUUGGUACAGUUCUUCUUCCCCGCUCAAGCAGAAAAAGCUGAGCAAAGCUGACCAAUCCGCGGAAGGUGAUGACUUCGUCUUCGUGUCACACCGGCGGUAG
This is a messenger RNA of Penicillium malachiteum, 1221 nucleotides long. Its product is annotated as esterase/lipase family protein. The transcript has 3 exons. The record is from RefSeq and is a predicted model, not a curated record. The coding region runs from base 1 to 1221 and encodes 406 amino acids. Lineage: Eukaryota; Fungi; Ascomycota; Eurotiomycetes; Eurotiales; Aspergillaceae.